Botrytis byssoidea is the source of this 1467-nucleotide messenger RNA. RefSeq lists its product as uncharacterized. The coding region runs from base 1 to 1467 and encodes 488 amino acids. The transcript has a single exon. NCBI's taxonomy places the organism in Eukaryota, Fungi, Ascomycota, Leotiomycetes, Helotiales, Sclerotiniaceae. The record is from RefSeq and is a predicted model, not a curated record.
AUGCCAUCACGUCGCGAUCCGGCUCUGGGCCCGCGGGUCUCAAUCUCCUCCUUCGGUCCUACCAUCGAACACCCCAAGUGCGGGUACUGCACAAAAGAUGCUUCGAUUCCAUGCACAACUUGCAAUGCCACCUGGUAUUGUACAUUAGCCUGCCAAAAAGUCGAUCGCGAUGUUCAUGAUAUCAUCUGCCAGAAAUACACAGAUUUCGUUGCGGCACACCCGUGUCCCGAAGAUACUGUGGAAAAGAAAUACAGACUUGGUCUCCUAUUGCCGGUCGACUCGGAGGACUUUGAAUUGGCAUGGAUUGCCAAUGGUUCUAAUGGAAAGUCGGUCGCAACUUUUCUUCAAUAUUACGAUCAAGAUCGCAUAAACACUCGCAACACUCUUGUCGAUUACAAUAUGGCAAGCAAGAAAUUUGAUCAUUCUAUUAUUUUGGCUGUUCGAGGAGAUUUCCUGACAGAUAACUCGCCACCAAAUGCUUGCAUUAAUCAUAUCAUGGAUGGAAAUGUGAAAUUCACUUUCAAGGGUCCAGUUGCUGUUGUUAGGGAGCGUGGCUGGGGCUCAGUUGGAAGUGCUCAGCAUUUUCAGCCAUGCGAUUUCAGGAUUCUAAUUGAUUUCCUCUUCAACUAUGAAGGAAAACCAAAUAUUGAAAUUGGACACGCUUGUGGUGAGGAAUCGAAGAGUGUUUUGGGCACGUCAGUGAGCCGCGUUAUAAAAUUUCUGAGAGGAAAAGCUCAAGAUGGAAAGGGAAAGUCUAAGAAUGCUAGAUUCGACGGCGAAGAAUGUAGAACCUACAGAAAGCGCGCCGAAACAUUUGCCGAACCAGAUUGGAUGAGAAACUCGGAAACUUCUCUUCCGAGACACAAAAUGCAGCGCUCAAAAUCGAGUAUCAAUCUGGGUAGUUUCAGAGAUGAUGCUUCUUCGCUACAUAAGGCUGAAUCAUUUAUCAUGCCAGAUUUCCUGCCAGAUUGGAUUAGGGAGUCGGGCGUGAUCGCAGCCGGGCCUAGGACGUAUUCAGAGAGAGUACCAUCUCUUUACGUCAAUACAGAGAAGGCUUUCGAGGGAUCUGCUAGCAGUGACAGUAUGGCAAUCACUCCAAUCUCACCAGUCACCUCGAUUGCGAUGACAGCAAAGCAGGCUCGUCAUAAGAGCAAUGUUUCUGUCAGACAAUCCCGUGAAAUUUUCGACCAUUAUGACGCGAGAAGAAAUAGAAGUAAUCAGGACGAUUCCGCAUCUAUUCUAUCGAGUGGACCAAGCCCAUCCAUCAUGACCACUACUUCCUUCUUUCAGCCAAAAUUAGUCCUCCAACUCAAACCAACAAUCAGGAAAGUGAAGAGUCCCUCGACAUUAAACAGAACAUCAUCUUUCUUCAAUCGUCCAAAAUCUAAAAGUCUCGAGUUGAACCGCGAUCAUAUGGUACUUCAGCGAAGUAUGACAGGUUCGAUCAUGUCUCCAUGGACGGUAUAA